This is a messenger RNA of Seminavis robusta, 735 nucleotides long. The record is from the annotation of a GenBank genome assembly. NCBI's taxonomy places the organism in Eukaryota, Bacillariophyta, Bacillariophyceae, Naviculales, Naviculaceae.
AUGAACCGCCAUUUUGUGUUUGCGCUAAGGCGCCAUGCCAAUCCUUCAAGGUUUGCAGCCCAGUCCAGGUUGAUUUCAAUUUCCGCGCCAUUGGCCACUAAAUUGUUGGACCAUCAAAGCGGUCGCAGUCCAAACAAUGGUGAUGUCGCUAUCGGGCCAAGAGGUCUGAACAUCAGCCCCAGUUGGAGAAAUAAUAAUUAUAGCACGAAUGAUCAUCAAAUCCGUUACUUCGGGUCGGAUCGGAGCUUACGACGGAACAAACGACGCAAGGUGAAUCCUUUCAAGGUGCUCAAAGUGCGCCGCAAGACCCCAUAUGCCACUGCCAAGAAGAUAUUUUUGACAUUGGCCAUGCAGCAUCACCCUGAUGUGACUGAUGCCAAAUCGGGACAAGAGCAAGAAAAGUCCCAAUUGCCUGACUAUGUUGUGGCUGACAAUGAACACGACAGGAUGGACGAAUGGUUCAAACAAGAAACUGGAUUCGAUAUGCCCUUUAUGGACGAAGAAACCAUGAAGGAGGUGGCAGCCAUGACAGAAGCGGUUGGUGGAGGUGGUAUGGACCGCGGUUUGGAUCGUGAUGGAGGUAUGUGGGAUCUGGCUCGAAUGGUCACUCAAAGUGUCAAGAGUGGAGGUGAUGGCAAGAUACUCUUGCAACUUGAAGCACGAGCAUUGAAAGAAACAGCAAUCAACAACUCCAAUUUGAGAGCCAGGAGGCGAAGGGCAAAAUUGUCUUUCUAA